AUGCUCGAGUCAUUUGAUCUUUUUGGAAGCCUUCCCGUUGAGCUUCAAGCUGAGAUUUGGAGCUUCGCAGUUCGCCCUACUAAGCCCGGUGUACAGGUCUUCAGCUUGAGCAGUGAUCCAAGGGGACAGCCACAUGGAGAGAACACACAAAAAGCCCCUUGGGCCGCUGCUUAUUACCUAACGGCCCCAAAGUGGACCUUCGGUCCAAUAUCCAGCACAGUCAAUACAUUUGACGAAACCAUAGCUUCAUGGACCAAAAACAACCCUUCAACUUAUCUGGUCGACUCGGGUCUCUGGAAUGCCUGCAGACAUUCUCAUCGCGUUAUGAGGGACAUCAUUGAGCCUACCGAACCCAUGGUCGUUCAGACAAAGGUGGAAUGUGGCAGUCGCGAAGCGAAGGUAGGCGCGUCAGGGAUUCUACCAUCCCAGAAGCGCACAAUCGUCGUAUCGCCUAGCCUGGAUCUGUUCAUUCUGCAGUUCGACAAUCCUGACAUGCUCAGCUGGUCUUUGUCAGAGGAUAUCGUUCCCUUCGACACCAUCCCGAGCCCGAUGCAAAUACGGCAUGUAGGGUGGCAGUACCAUCCAAUCUGGGCCUCGAGCUUACAAGACUCUCCAUGGAUUGGAAGCCUUGACUCUUUGUGCUCAUAUAUUGUAUACGGCGUGAGGCUCGGGGGACUGGAGACGCUAUGGCUCAUAAACUACCGGAUCAAACGAAAGCAUUGGGUUUCAUCGAAAAGCGAAGUCAAGGGACCGGAGCCCAAGGUCUUCGAAACAGAUAAUUUUCGACUUAUAGAGGUGUUGUUGGAUGAGAAUGUACUUUCGCCGGAGCAGCUGCGGUGGGAUGAGGUGGUCGCAGAGGGUGAUCCCUACACUGUCAGCGACUUUCUCGCCUUUGUGACAAAGCUCCGACUCGCCACUUGCACUGAUCACGCGGUAUGGGUUUCGCAAGACAGGACUCCAUUGGAGCAGUCCCUAGGUCGAGCCCUGCCCGGACUCGACCUUGAAAAACUCGAGGCACUAAACCCCUGGUACAGUCCCGGCAUUACUGUUCCAGGGAGGAUAUACAAAAUCCCUUACGACGAAAGUAUGACCAUCGUCCCACCAGCUUCUUGGGCCGGCGGUUGUCCCAAAACCCUAGUGCUUGACAGUAGAGAGAGGAAGGCAGAGGCCCAAUCUUCAGAACAGCUGGAACAUAUAGUCGCGCGUGCCAGCACCAACGCAGAGGAACCUGCUCAGAAUAAUAUCAAGGCAAGGUCUAUUGGCGCCAGCGAUAACUCCAAGGGGACAAAAACGCCUUCUACGACUUACUCAAGCACAAAGGCAGCUCCGAAGACAAUGGGAACAGCCAAUGCAUUGUCCUGCUGGAAGGAAACCCACCCCACAGAAAAGUUUGAUUCAAGCCAAGACCUGAGGCUCGAAUUCAUCACAACGUUCUGCAAUAGGCUGAAGGAGGUCAGCCUCAACCCCCAGAGCCCGUUAAGGGAAUAUCCAUAUCAAGACACGUUGAUUGGGAUCAAUUUGCUGUCUUGCCCAAAGUACCACUUCGGUACCCGAGAAGUUGCUUCAUGCCACGAAGUCAUGAAGUAUAUCGACCACAAAUGUCCCGACUCUGGCGGAGUGUAUAGUACAUCUUGCUUGUUGUACUAUUUUGUGAAACGAGACGACAUCGUGUGGAACAGAUAA
Fusarium poae is the source of this 1683-nucleotide messenger RNA. RefSeq lists its product as uncharacterized. The transcript has 2 exons. The record is from RefSeq and is a predicted model, not a curated record. Lineage: Eukaryota; Fungi; Ascomycota; Sordariomycetes; Hypocreales; Nectriaceae. Bases 1 to 1683 code for a protein of 560 amino acids.